Messenger RNA from Triticum dicoccoides, 1201 nucleotides. RefSeq names its product putative F-box protein At4g22420. Bases 255 to 593 code for a protein of 112 amino acids. The record is from RefSeq and is a predicted model, not a curated record. Lineage: Eukaryota; Viridiplantae; Streptophyta; Magnoliopsida; Poales; Poaceae. The transcript is spliced from 4 exons.
GAUCCACUCCCACCCCACCACUAAAAAAACUCUCUUACAUCUCUAAAAAAACUCUCACGGACUCCGCACGAUCUCCUCGGUCCACCCCACCCCGACUCCUCUCCCCACGAUCUCCUCGCCGCCGCCCCACCCACGCUGGCCGGUUCCGGCGAGCACCGGCCGCGCGCAACACCCCACCUCCUCCUCCUCCCCCUCCCUUCCCCUUCCUCCUCCGCCCGCCCCUUCUUUCUCCUCCUUCCUCCCGGCGGCCGGCGAUGGGCGCGGACGAGGAGGAGCACCAGUCCCCCGCGCGGAAGCGCGAGCGCGAGGAGGGGGAGGAGCCCGCGGCCGCCGACGAGAAGCACCCGCGCACGGCGGACGAGUCGGAUGGCGCCUCCCUGCUGGGGCUCGCCAACUACGCAGACGAGGAGGAGGAGCACGGGGCCCCGAGGGGGCACGCGAACGGCCGGCCCCGGGAGGAGGAGGAGGAGGAAGACGAUGAGGAUGAGGAGGAGGACGAGAGGAGGGCUCCGGAGAGGCGUCCCAGGCAGGUCGAGCUGCACCGGGACUGCCCCUACCUCGACACCGUCAAUCGACAGCUCAACAACAUGUAGAAAUGUAGAGCUGGAGCUUGGCCUUAGGCAUUAAUUUGUUGCUACCUUCGCGGUGAAUUCUGGCAGCAAAGACAAAUUGGAAGUGGUGUUGGAAGAUAUCUAUCUAUCAGCACUGCACACCAGUAUAUUGGGUACUGUAGGAGCAGAGGAGAGGCCAAAGGUAUGGAAUUUGUGAGCUGGAGUUCCAAAAUUUGGAGUUCUCCUGACUUUGAACAUUGCAUUGCCCGCAAAGUGUAGAACACAGAGGGGCAAUGGAUAAAAUCUACUCUGGAUAGUUGACAGAGGGAGUACAUGCUAAGUUGACUUUUUUCCUGCGGAUUUGCUUAUCCUGAAGAUGCUUGAAAGGAUGCAGAGGGAGCAGAUCAUUUGGAGAGAUAGGAUGCCACUGUUUGGUGUUUUUAUGCAUUUUGGUUUGCUUGUAAUUGUGUUUGCACUAGCUGGGAGUAUGUGACUCCAAGAAGUAUAGGUGUUUUAAUUGAAAGCAUGAAAAGCCAUGACAAUAUGUAUGCUCUUACAGGAUGUGCUCUAAUGCCGCUGGUUUAUUAUAAAUCUUGGAUUAGUAAUGAUGUGUAAUGAUGUUGGUUUAUUGCAAAUAUGUGUUUGUUUUA